Messenger RNA from Morchella importuna, 204 nucleotides. RefSeq lists its product as uncharacterized. The coding region runs from base 1 to 204 and encodes 67 amino acids. The transcript is spliced from 5 exons. NCBI's taxonomy places the organism in Eukaryota, Fungi, Ascomycota, Pezizomycetes, Pezizales, Morchellaceae. The record is from RefSeq and is a predicted model, not a curated record.
AUGAAGCGCGACAAAUCGACUGACUGUCGACUGUCGACUCCACAGCAAUUCGCCAGUCCUCAUCUCGGUGCAUGCACAGCUCUAAGAAACCAGCUGUCAACCGCCAGACUUAGACCUUUGCUCUUGUCGUUUUAUCCCGCUUUGCUGUUCGUGAUCCUCAACGCUUACUACUGCGGCAAUCGAACUACGACCGUUGUCAUUUGA